AAUUGCAGCAGAUAUUUUGGGAAUAAGUCAGCAUGUGGGCAUCUGCAGUCAACAGCAUGUGGGUGAAUUCCGUGCAAAUCUCUACCUGUGUGUUGGUGGGUAUGGGUACAGAUCAGAUCACCCUUGUUCAUGUGUAAGGUGAACCUGCACGAUAGUGCUCUGCAUGUCCACGUGCACCUGUGCUCACUCUUCUGUGGGACAUCCUUGGGCCUGCACAUAGCCCUGGGGAGAGCGCUCAGGCUCUUGGCAGGGAAGGCAGAGCCCAGCUGGUCUAAAGUCUGGCUCUCGGCUGAAACAAGCAGCCCCCAGCUCACCCUAGCACUACUCUGGGCUCCUGGAACAAACAUGUCUCUCGCCAGCUGCUGCUUCCCUGGAGUUUCUCCUUCCCGUCCCCAGCCACGCCGCUUUCAGUGCCACAUCUGGGCACCGAUUCGGAGCCUGGGGCUACGGAGGGAAGAGGAGACACCCUGGCUGCCCAGAAAUUCAGUGUGGUGGUGGGUUUGGGUUAGGAUUGGGUCUAGCUUGUGUGAAUGAGAGUGCGUACACUGGGGUAGGAGAAUGGACGAAAUGGUUGGGAGGGGUCGGUCUGGCCCCUUGACCUGGGCGCCCUGGAGGUGCACAAAGUCUCUCGUCCCUGGAACCAUUACCAGGUACGCUCAGACGCCCGUUGCCUCGGCAAACACCGUUUGCCUACGCUGACCCGCGCGCCGCCGACACACCUCGGAGCUCCCGGAGCGCGCUCGGCGCUCAGGGCUCAGCGGCAGGUGCCUCGCCGCGCAGACUCGCCGGGCGCGGGGACCGGCUCGGGCGCGGGGCCGGCUGGGGCGGGGCGGCGGCGCGCGUUCCCCGCCGGCCACACGGGCCGCCCUGCGCCCGGCGAGGGGCGUGUGCACAGGCCCGGGACCCGAGGGCCCCAUGUUCACGGAGCUGAGGACCAAGCUGAGCCCCCCGCGAGGCCGCGCCGGGGCUGUGCGCACCGGCUUUGGGGAGCGCCGGGAUGUGGACGCCACUGCCCACUUCAGCUUCUGCCGGAGCCUCCUGGAGCACACAGUGUCAGCCGAGAGUAUCCCCUGCCACCUGCCUCGGACACCAGGCACCAGUCGCACGUGGCAUGACUCCCGUGGGCAGAGAGUAGCUGGCAGCCGGCCAGUCAAGCUCCUGCAGCAGCCUGGCACAGAGGCCCCCCAGAGCCGGCUGUACCCUGACCACUAUGGCCUGUAUCAUACAAGUCCCUCCUUGGGUGGCCUGACGAGGCCUGUGGUCCUGUGGAGCCAGCAGGAUGUCUGCAAGUGGCUCAAGAAGCACUGUCCCCACAACUACCUCGUCUACGUGGAGGCCUUCUCCCAGCACGCCAUCACCGGCCGGGCACUGCUGCGGCUGAACGCCGAGAAGCUGCAGCGCAUGGGGCUGGCACAGGAGGCGCAGAGGCAGGAGGUGCUGCAGCAGGUCCUGCGCCUGCAGGUGCGCGAGGAGGGGCGGAGCCUGCAGUUGCUCAGCCAAGCGUCCUUCGGAAGUGCGUCGUAGCUGCCGCCAGAGGCUUGAACCCCAGACCCCAGCACUGUGACCAGAGCCCGUGGCAAGGACGAGGCAGAGCUGGCUGUGCAGCCCCUCUUGGACCUUGCAAGAGGUCCCAGGGGUUGAACCCAGCCCAGGGGACAGGUGGGACCAGGAUCACCCCCUGCAGCAGCCUCGGGUUGUGCACUUGGAGUCGUGCCUGGGAUUGGGAGGGUAGGCCUGCUUGACUGCGGCUUCUCCUCUGAGGACCUGAGCCCAGGCCCACUCCCUGGUGCUGCUGGCAGCAUGUGGGGCAGCAGAGAGGGGUUUGGGUGUCCCCACCCAGGGAGUCUGUUUAUAUUCCCUCCACUCACAUCAUUGUCCAACCCCACUGUCUGCUGAGCCACCCAUCAUCUGGGCAUCCUGCACUCUCCCAGAGUGAGAGGUCUGUCUGUCUGCCCAUUUGUCUGGUUCUAUACACUCCCCCAGCACCUGGAGGACUGCCCACCCAGGUGGGAUAAACUGCUGAAGCUCUCCUUGGUGUGUGCGCUCCCCUGUGCCCCCCCAGCAGGCCCUACCCACCACCCAGAUAAUUGUGAGCAGUGUCUGCAUCCACCCAGCUGAGCCCUGUGCCGAGCACUUUUCACUAUUUAUGAAACCAUCACCAAGCCCCCAUCUAUUCAUGGGAACUGAGACGAGAGAGGUCCGGGGUUGCCCAAGCGCCACGACCUAGCAUGGCACAAUGAGAAGAACCCCACAGCCAGCACCCCGCACCAGACUCAGCCGAGUCCCGACUGCAGGUUUGGGGGUCUCCCUCCCCCAGGGUCAUGGAGACCUCCUUCAAGGCAGUCACGGGCAGGUAUUUCCACUGGCCUUUGCCUAGGAAAACCUGGAUUCACACAAGAGAACAUCCUGAGGGCUGUGCUCCACCCAUGCACCCACCAAAUACCCAGCUGUCACCUGAGCAACCUCCCUGUGGGGCACAGGGCCAGGGAUUUGGGGCUGGUGCUGCCCAGCAGAAGGACAGUGAUGGCUGGCAGUCCUGGCAGCCCCUUCUUCUUGCUCCUCUGCCCUCUCACUCCCCUAGGAGACAUUGAAAAUCUCAGAGACAGAUGAGGCUGAGCCCCCAGCCCUUCUCUGUGCCCUGAGCUGCCUCCGAACGGGAGCUUGGUUGUUGCAGGUCCUGAGUGACAUUUGGACAGCUGGCCUGGUGCCUGCCAUCCUGUGCGCCCCCCACGGGAAGCCCCCUCAUCCUACCUGGCUGCCCUGUCACUGCCCACCUUGUGCCAUCCCAGUGCUGUCCUUUCCAAAGGGCCGGCCCCAUCUCUGCCCCACCUCCUCCUUUGUCCUGCCCACUCUGCACCCCCCCACUCCUGUCUCAUCUUCCUUGUUUUGUGCUUUUUUAUAUUCUGACAAAAAAGCCAGAAAUAAACCUGGUUCUCAAGUA
Molecule: messenger RNA, 2941 nt
Organism: Manis pentadactyla (Chinese pangolin)
Lineage: Eukaryota; Metazoa; Chordata; Mammalia; Pholidota; Manidae
Gene: SAMD10
Product: sterile alpha motif domain containing 10
Exons: 5
Coding region: 916-1524 (202 amino acids)
Biological process (GO): cell surface receptor protein tyrosine kinase signaling pathway
Cellular component (GO): cytoplasmic side of plasma membrane
Molecular function (GO): protein binding
Source: RefSeq, a predicted model, not a curated record